Molecule: messenger RNA, 246 nt
Organism: Penicillium odoratum
Lineage: Eukaryota; Fungi; Ascomycota; Eurotiomycetes; Eurotiales; Aspergillaceae
Exons: 1
Coding region: 1-246 (81 amino acids)
Source: RefSeq, a predicted model, not a curated record
AUGGCACGAGGGACCAACAGGGAGGAUUUGGAAGAGUCGGAAGCCAGCGUGACGGAGAAGAAGGUUGUUGAUGAGAAAAGGAGCGUGGGGAUGGAAGUGGCACACGGCCCAGAACUGGAGAAAGGCGGAUCGACCUUGGGUCACGGGGCAGUUUCUUUUUUGGAUUGGGACCGAUGGAACCGCGGGCAACUUGGGGGUUUUGGGGGGGCUUCUGGGGUGUUUUGGGAGGACUUCAGUGUGUUUUAA